AGGAGUCGAAAUUUCAGGUGCAACGAACUCUUGGGCCGGUGACGGAACAACUAUAUACAUCGAACUCUUCCACUGUUCUUAACGGUCCAACUUGGUUCCCACAGGCAGCCACAGGAUCUAUAGCUUUACGGUACCUCGCCGUAUUUCCUAACUCAGAUCACAGAUAUGGGAUACCUCAAGUCUACUGGAACUGUCAUCAUCUACACUGUAUUAUUUCUAGCCCUUCUUGCAUUUUUACCGGGCCUUCCACCAGAUGCUAAGUUUUCUGAAUACAGCGUGCCUCCCUUGCUGCACAGUCCGAAGCCAAACAAGAGACUAAAUAAUGCGGAAAUUUUGUUCAACGGAGAACUAAAGAGCGCUGAAUCUUUUGCCUCAUAUAACGGGGAGUUAUACACCGGGCUACAUGGUGGAGAUGUCGUGAAAAUUGUCGGCAAGCACAUCGUGCCUAUUGUAAAGUUUGGCCAGCCUUGCGAUGGACUCUGGGAGGAGAGUAAAUGCGGACGACCAUUAGGAUUACAGUUUGAUAAAAAUGGUGUACUGUACGUUUCUGAUGCGUACUAUGGCAUCUUCAAAGUCGAUGUUAACUCUGGAAAGUAUCAAAGAAUCGUAGAUUUCUCAGAAUCGAUUGACGGUGUGGCUGUUAAGCUACCCAAUAGUUUGGACAUUGCUGCAAAUGGAGACAUAUACUGGACAGACUCUAGCACAGAGUUUACUUUGCAAGAUGGGGUGUAUUCAUUGUUAUCGAAUCCCUCUGGCCGAUUAAUCAAAUACGAUGCAGCAACGAAGAAGAACACAGUGCUAAUCAAUAAUUUAGGUUUUGCAAAUGGAGUCAAGUUGAGCAAAGACGAGAGUUUUGUCAUUGUUGCAGAGACCCUAUCAUCUCGCUUGACAAAAUUCUAUUUGAAGGGAAAUAAAGCGGGUAGAGUCGAAUCUUUCUCCGAAGGACUUCCAGGCCUACCCGACAACAUUCACACGGAUACCGAAGAUGGGUUUUUGGUGAGUAUGGUGGUCACCAGGGAUCCAGAGCACCCAUCGAUCGUUGCUACCCUGGCACCCCACCCAUACAUAAGAAGAAUGCUGGCAAGACUUCUAUAUUUAUUGGAAGGGCCCUUCAAACUCAUCGAAGAUAUAUAUCCAAAUUACUUAGCUAAAAGAGUGGUCCACUGGAUUGGCCAUUUCGAAAGCUUGACCUCUUUACACCAGACUAAUGUCAUCGUACUCAGGAUAGAUGCGAGUGGUCAAAUCAUUGACACAUUGUUCAGUUCUGAUGAACAGAUCGGUUUUAUUAGUUCCGCGUACAUAUUCAAAGAUUAUUUAUAUCUGGGAUCUCCAUACAACGAAUAUCUUGCUAGGGUACCUUUGAAGCAAGCAUUUCCAUUCAUUAAACCUCAAGUUGGCAAAGUGGUCUCGGAGCAGGUGCCGAAAGGCGUUCAUAAGUCUGUUGAAGAAACAAAACCAGCGGCCCCUAAACCCGUAACAACUACGAUACCUCCUCCACCUCCCGCAAAGCCUGUCACACCUCGGCCCGCUACACAGACCACAGCAAAGUCUGCAGAAACGCCGACGACACCGAAGCCAGUUCAGACACCGCCACAGAAACCAACUACCGUUCCAACGCCAGCUCCGCAAAAGCCACAGCAAAAACAACAGCAACAGCAAAAACAACAGUCACCACCGCAACAACAACAGAAGGAAGCACCCGCAAAGCCAAAUGUAUCAUCCAAGGAAAAAAAGAGCGAACCACCGAAACAAGUGCCUUCUCCGUCUACGACACCUCCACCACCCUCGACGAAACCAGCGAGCAAAGAGAGCAUUCCUGUUCAGAAGGGAGGGCAGAAGCAAGCCGGUAGCGGACAAGUUCCAAACAAUGCUCAAAAGGUAUCACCCAAGCCUGAAGUAAAAAAUAGUGGGAAUGUAGAGGCAAAUAAAAAAGAACAGACCAAGCCAUCUACGGUCAACGUUCCGCCACCCCAAAACUAAUUCCAAUUUUGGUGGCAGACAGCUAAGUGAUAAGAGCGAGCGAUGGUGAUAACUGAACAAUAAGGUUGCAUCUUUCGUCCAGUAAAUAUGAUAAUAGAGUUAAGCAUCGUACAGCAACGAUUUUCCCAUUUUCUACCUUCCCCCUUAGUAGUCCAUAAUAUACGUCAACAUACGUCAUAACAAAAACAACGACAAAUAGAAUACGUCAGACCACAAGUGUUACAAACUGAAUUCUAAAAUUCUUAAGUCUAUCGCUAGUAAUUACUCAUGAUUAUAAUGCUAUACUCGAAUUUUAGUGAGAUAUAUUAUUAUUAUUAUUAUUAUUAUUAUUAUUAUUAUUAUUAUUAUUGUUGCUGUUGUAUGCUCCUCUUAGUAUUACGGUUAUUAUUGAUAUUGAAACUGUCGUAAAAUAUCGGUGGGUAGGCAUGAAAAUUCGUUAAUCAUUUAUGAAUGAAAAAAUGGAUGACGAAUAAUCGUGUACCAGAGGCUCGUUGGGUAUGACGGUUGUAGGAUAGAACAAACUAUGCCUCUAGACGUACACGUUAUACUUAAUAUAUUUUAUCAUUUUUGUUAUACUCUUAAUAUUAUUUAUUAUCUUCCACAUUCUUGUUUUUGGUUCAAAUUUAUCAUAGCCAUUCCGACGCAACAUUUUGGCUAAUAUAGGCCCUAGAUGGACGUAACAGGACUUUAAUAAGUAUAGAGUACUAUCAUUGAAUAAGUAUACUUACAUAUGUGUGUAUGUAUACGUUUAGUUAUAAUAUAAAAUAAUGUGAGCGAUUGCGGGAUGUCUAUCGUAUUUUGGGUGUAGGAAUGUGUGGUUAAUUAUGGUUAAUUGUGGAAAUAAAAUGAUAAUUAUUCUUUA
Molecule: messenger RNA, 2842 nt
Organism: Athalia rosae (coleseed sawfly)
Lineage: Eukaryota; Metazoa; Arthropoda; Insecta; Hymenoptera; Athaliidae
Product: adipocyte plasma membrane-associated protein-like
Exons: 5
Coding region: 166-1980 (604 amino acids)
Biological process (GO): biosynthetic process
Molecular function (GO): strictosidine synthase activity
Source: RefSeq, a predicted model, not a curated record